Molecule: messenger RNA, 1605 nt
Organism: Penicillium robsamsonii
Lineage: Eukaryota; Fungi; Ascomycota; Eurotiomycetes; Eurotiales; Aspergillaceae
Exons: 7
Coding region: 1-1605 (534 amino acids)
Source: RefSeq, a predicted model, not a curated record
AUGGCACAGGCUCUGCGUGUGUCUCGUCAGAGCGCUGAAGACAUGGCGGCUGGCUUCUAUGCAUUCAGAGCUCCUCUUCCAGAACAUAUGGGCGAAAUCACUUCGCUCAUGUCCGAGUUAUACGCAAUCAGCGCAUUGUUGUCCAGCUUGGAACAUCUAGCCGACGAUUCCCGAAAUCGCCGUUGCUUUAAUAUGAUCAAACCCGAUUUGAACGUGGUGCAAUCCAGUUACACCUAUACAAUCGAGGACAUCGGCGAUUUUUUCAGAGAGCUCGAUGGCGCAGACGCUAGUCCGGCCAGGUACAAGCGAACAUGGCUAAAUAUGGACCGGUUCUUUUGGGAUCAAUCGAAAUAUACCCUGGCCACCCGUCUAAUCAAGUACAAGAUGGUCUUUAAAGAGUUCAACGACUUGGUAAAAGAUGGCCAAUAUACUUCACCGCUCCUCGCGGGCCUUGUCAAUGGAUUCAAGAUUCUACUCUCCACGCAAGAUAGUCGGUUUGCUGCUCGCUUUGAUGGCAUGACUAUCCGCCCGAAUGACUCGCCUACCGGCAACCACGCAAGUUCCCGUCCCCGUCCCCGUCCCACCACCCCAGUGAGGGACCGUCCGGUAAGGGACCACCCGGUGAGAGAAUACCCAUUAAGGGAACACCCACUGAGGGAACACCCGGUAAGAAACAGCCCGGCAAAUGACCGGAAUGCACGGCGGCGGAGGUCAUACGAGCGCACUCGACCGCCGCAUCUGUCUCCCCCGAUGUCGCCUUCUUCCGGUACUUCUUCGGAGUUCCCGCCGUCUGUGCCGGAUAUCCCUACCUCGCCACAUACUUCUACUACUAGCCGCUCGAGUGCCCCUGAUAUUAUCAAAGAACACUGGGCCAAGGAGAUAUUCGGGUUUAGUGACACCAACACUCCUCUACCAUCCGUGAGAGAAAGAUCCCUGAACGACGAUUCCGAUAUGCGUGUGUCAUUCUACCUAAGAAGACGAGACCACCGCGUCCGCAUCCUUUGCAAGGAGCCCCACCGCACACGGCCUAGUGAAUACUACUGCUUGCCGCUUAAUUUACUCGAGGUGCUGCGAGAUGGCUCUUGUCUCCGAUUGUGCAGGCGGCGGAAGCGCGGGACAGAACUUGUUUUAUGGAUGCAAUUGAAGUUCACCACAUUGGAAGAUCUAGUGCUGUUCCAUAACACAUUUCUUGCCUUGCGCUCCCAGGAUGCAGGCCAUGCCAUCGGAGAUAUCUUGGACCACGAGCUGGACCAUGAGGAUGAAGUUUAUGGGGCUACAAUCACCGACGAUGUGUAUGUGCACGCGCUGCGCGUAUAUAAAGACUCGGUGACUGGAGCCGUAAGACUCCAGGCAUCGGUCUACCUAGGCGAGAUGAACCACACCCCCGUCUGGACUGCCUUCGUCACCCAUAGCCUCGGGAAACGCAGUUGGCUUAAGCUAUAUGAUUCCAGAACGGUGAUUGUGCGUGGUAUCAAACCCGUGAUAUUUAUGUCUAUAGAUGAUUAUACGCCCCCACAAACGUCACAGGGACAUCAUAUCCUGGAGUUCACAACCCCUUCUGAUGCUAGGGCGUUCCUGGAUCGCAUGGAUGAACUGGGCGAUUGA